AUGGGCGACGACACAGCACCAGAGGCGAAAGUGUCCUUUUUCAAGAAAUCCACAACAAACAAAAACAUUCGUAAACGUAAAGCUCUGGACGAUGAAGACCAAGAUCAAUCCAAACAAAGGAAACCUUUACCCUUUAUCGACGAAGAUACAGUGAUAAUACAGAAAAAGGCAGCCAGUUCAGCCACCUUAUCUGGGUUGACAACGUCUACGGUGGUCAAGAGACAAGAUGUCACGGCAUCAAAUGUGUUUGAUACAAAGACAACAUUUGCUGCGUCGGGCACUGCUGCUUCUGUAGCUGAUUCGGGCGCUACGAGGACUAUUGAUAUUGAUGGUGCUGAUGAUGUGCUGACUGGCGAGGACGCAGAAUCACUAGACCCAUCCACAUACAAGGGCCUCUCAAAGUACACCGAAUAUGUAAACAAGCGAGUCUCCAAAACAACCCAAUCAAACGCUUCCUCCAUCCGCGCUGGCCCUCUCCGCGGCCCCACAAACGUCCGUAUAUCAUCUCGCUUCGACUACCAGCCCGACAUUUGUAAAGACUAUAAAGAAACGGGGUAUUGUGGGUAUGGGGACUCCUGUAAAUUCAUGCAUGACAGAGGAGACUACAAGUCUGGAUGGCAGCUUGAAGCAGAAUGGGAUACGAAGCAGAAGGCUGAGAAGGCUAGGAGAGAGAUGACGUUCAAUGAUGGGCCGGAUGUGGAGGUUGCUAUUGAGGAAGAUGAUGAGCUGCCCAUUGCGUGUUUUAUUUGUAGGAAGGAGUUUAGGGAUCCUAUUGUUACCAAAUGCAAACACUACUUUUGUGAAAAUUGUGCAUUCAAACAUCACAAGACAAGUCCAAAAUGCUUUAUAUGUGGUUCUGCUACUGGUGGUCUCUUUACGAUUGUCAAGGCCGACAUUCGGGCAAAGAUUGCUGCGCGAAGAUCUAAGAUGUUGGAACGAGAGGCUGAAGUUAAAGCAGCCAACAAGGAUAUGGAGGAAGAAAUGAAGGAAGAGGAUGAACAGGACGAAUGA
Molecule: messenger RNA, 1011 nt
Organism: Synchytrium microbalum
Lineage: Eukaryota; Fungi; Chytridiomycota; Chytridiomycetes; Synchytriales; Synchytriaceae
Exons: 4
Coding region: 1-1011 (336 amino acids)
Biological process (GO): snoRNA splicing
Cellular component (GO): U2-type spliceosomal complex
Molecular function (GO): metal ion binding
Source: RefSeq, a predicted model, not a curated record